AUGGAUGUUACCGUUACCAAAGUCGUGAUCUCUGUGGACCAUAAUGUGUUUAGCAUCGAGUUGGCGUUCAACAUACUCCAGAGGAAAGUGUUCGCCGACAAUAAAUUGAACGUAUUUAUUUUAACUCUAGACGUGGACGAAGUAAAAGGAACGGCUGAACAUAUUAAAAAUUGUUGUUUCUCCAACCUGAAUGAAUUAAUCGUGACCGGAGAUUGCCACGAUGCGUUCCGGAAGGCCGACUAUCUCCUGAUAAUGACCGAUUUGAACGCGCCGGAUAGGAAAGUUUUCGAAUACGUCCAAAACUUAGAGCAUGUUUUCAAAAAGGCCAAAUCGUUCGAUCGACUGGCCAAUCCAGAUGCCAGGAUCGUCGCGAUGGGACCGUGCUCCAACACGUGGUUACAGAUUUUCGCAGAAGUCGCGACACGCCUGCAAAAGUGCAACUUUACCGGUUUGUCUAGACAUCACGUGAGUAAAGCGUUGGGGCUCAUCUCACGAAAACUCGACGUAAGUUGA
Messenger RNA from Macrosiphum euphorbiae (potato aphid), 513 nucleotides. NCBI's taxonomy places the organism in Eukaryota, Metazoa, Arthropoda, Insecta, Hemiptera, Aphididae. The record is from the annotation of a GenBank genome assembly.